AGCCUAAAUUCUCGCAAAAUGAGAAGCAUUGUGGCUUUAUACACUGUAGUACUUUGUAUAUGCUGCAGUUUAGGUUCCUGUGGAAGUAAUUGUAUUUCACAGGCCACACUCCUCGAUCUGGAGAGUCCGAACGAUUCUCUCUGCAAAUCCUUUGAAACUUCAAUAGACGGAGUUCCCUCUAAAGUUUAUACUAUAAAGCCAGGAACUGAUGUACAAAGAGUUGUCUACGGAGAAAAAGCAGUUUGGAAUAGCGAGUAUGGUGUCAAGUGUACAUACUGCGUAGUAUUCACAAAGGAUAAGGAACCACGGAUUGUACUCAUAAAGACACAGGAAGUUAAUGGUUCAUUCCAACGGUUCUACUGGUACAAAGCAUCGAAGAGAUGGUAUGAGUAUCUCGACUGUUGUGGCUGUAUUUUCAAGCCAGCGGGAUGGAGUAAAUCCGGUGAGAAAUAUAAGACUACGAUGAAUGAGAUACGCAUGACCCUUGUUCCUGUAGCUCAGUUUUCACUGGACAUUGGUUCCAAGAAAGAAGGUGAUAACUUCAAGAUCCGUAGUUAUGAGAAAGAUGGCGUAUCGUACCGUUAUUACACUGCCAAGGAUGGAUAUCAAGCCAAGAAGGUUGUCGAUGGGAACACGGAGAUUUGGGAAGCAGGAACUGAUCAGACAUGUUAUCUCUGUGAACUCUGUAGAGUUGACGGUGAAUUGAUACUAAGAAUACACAUCAAAAAACAAGAUUAUAAAGCUUUAAUCAAGUGCUAUGAAAAAAGUGGCUCAGGAUGGUCUGAUAUUGACAAUAACACAUUUAAUACCAGGCUGGAGGGAGGGGAAAUCACAGAUGUUGUAACUCCAACGGGGCAUUUGCGCAGAACCCCCAAUGCAAAUCCUACAUACACAGAGGAUGAAGAUUAUGACGAUGAGGAGGAAGUGCACAUGAAAAUGACAUGAUAUCACUUGAAAAGUCACAACCCAUUGUAUGGGUAUAAUGCAGUAAGUCACCACUACAUCACAUGUAAUUGUAUUCACGACAAUAACGCAAAACACUC
Molecule: messenger RNA, 1043 nt
Organism: Theileria equi strain WA
Lineage: Eukaryota; Apicomplexa; Aconoidasida; Piroplasmida; Theileriidae
Exons: 1
Coding region: 19-945 (308 amino acids)
Source: RefSeq, a predicted model, not a curated record